AUGUUGUUUCACAGUUCAGAAAACAUUCCUGACGAUGAAGGGUCUAAGACUGAAGGCAAGGCAGAGGUCAUCUCAGCAGAUGCCGAAACACGACUCCAAACCUUUGUCUUCUCUGCAACAAUGAGUAAGGAGCUCCAGCGAAACGUUAAAGAAUCUCGGCCUAAGAACUCGGGAGGAAAGCAUCGACAAGCCACGUCGACAUUGGAUGACCUCUUACUUUGCCUUGAUGUGCGCGACCCAGAAGGCCCUGAGGUUAUUGAUCUCAGCCCGGAGCACGGGGUCGUCGACACGCUGGUCGAAAGUAAAGUGGAGUGUCUGGUGGCUGACAAGGACGAACCAUUGGUAUUCUUGUCAGCGAUUGAUGGUGUUCGACGGUUGUUACCGUUACUGGAGAUGCUUGGCCAGAAAGUUUACCCAAUUCAUUCCCAGCUGGAGAUGAGACAAUGGCUGAAGAAUCUGGAUAGAUUCAAGUCGUCGUCAAAAUCCGUUCUGCUGGCAACAGAUAUUGCAGCUCGUGGAUUGGACAUCAAAGGGGUGGAUCAUGUUGUACAUUAUCAAGUGCCACGCUCUGCCGAUGUCUAUGUGCGUCGAAAUGGUCAGCCCGUGCGGGAGGCAAGGGCUUUAGUUUAUUAUUAA
Messenger RNA from Marasmius oreades (fairy-ring Marasmius), 636 nucleotides. RefSeq lists its product as uncharacterized. The transcript is spliced from 4 exons. Lineage: Eukaryota; Fungi; Basidiomycota; Agaricomycetes; Agaricales; Marasmiaceae. The coding region runs from base 1 to 636 and encodes 211 amino acids. The record is from RefSeq and is a predicted model, not a curated record.